This is a messenger RNA of Lachancea dasiensis, 1158 nucleotides long. NCBI's taxonomy places the organism in Eukaryota, Fungi, Ascomycota, Saccharomycetes, Saccharomycetales, Saccharomycetaceae. The record is from the annotation of a GenBank genome assembly.
AUGGUCAACCUCAACCAGAUCCCGCCUCGAAACGGCAGAGACUACUACUUGGCCCUGGGGCUCGAGGGCUCCGCCAAUAAGCUCGGCGUCGGGGUCAUCAAACACCCGUUGCUGGAAAAACAUUAUGAUAGCGAUCUUUCCCACCAUUGUGAUAUGCAGAUUCUCUCAAACAUCAGAGACACGUACGUGACUCCGCCGGGCGAAGGUUUCCUCCCAAGAGACACCGCCAGACACCACCGCAACUGGGCCGUGCGGCUAGUGCGUUCCGCACUCCAGGAAGCCGGCAUCAACGAUCCCAGCGAACUCGACACCAUUUGUUUCACCAAGGGCCCCGGAAUGGGUGCCCCUCUACACUCGGUCGUGGUCAUGGCCAGAACGCUCUCCCUCAUGUGGAAUGUGCCGUUGGUGGGCGUAAACCACUGCGUGGGCCACAUCGAAAUGGGCCGGGAGAUCACCAAGGCCGAAAAUCCUGUGGUGCUUUACGUAAGUGGAGGAAACACCCAGGUCAUUGCAUACUCUGAGAACUGCUAUCGCAUAUUCGGCGAAACGCUCGAUAUCGCGAUCGGAAAUUGCCUGGACCGCUUCGCAAGAACCUUAAAGAUACCCAACGAGCCUUCUCCGGGGUACAACAUCGAGCAAUUGGCUCUCAAAUGUACUAACAAAGAACGGCUGGUCGAACUCCCUUACACCGUCAAGGGCAUGGACUUGUCUAUGAGCGGUAUUUUGGGAUACGUAGACUCCCUGGCCAAAGACUUAUUCAACAAGAACAUCAAGAACAAGCUUUUAUUUGACCCACAUACGGGAGAGCAGCUCGUUACCGUCGAAGACCUGUGCUACUCUCUACAAGAGAACCUGUUUGCCAUGCUGGUUGAAAUCACCGAGCGUGCCAUGGCUCACGUCAACUCAAAUCAGGUGUUAAUCGUCGGGGGUGUGGGCUGUAACGUCCGAUUGCAAGAGAUGAUGGCUUCCAUGUGUCGUGACAGAUCCAACGGCCAAGUCCACGCGACAGACGAGCGUUUCUGUAUUGACAAUGGUGUCAUGAUUGCACAGGCCGGGCUUCUACAAUUUAGAAUGGGCAAUAUAGUCAAAGAUAUGUCGGAGACGGUUGUUACUCAAAAGUUCAGAACUGACGAAGUUUAUGUAGCGUGGAGAGAGUAA